Daphnia pulicaria is the source of this 1976-nucleotide messenger RNA. RefSeq lists its product as uncharacterized. The record is from RefSeq and is a predicted model, not a curated record. NCBI's taxonomy places the organism in Eukaryota, Metazoa, Arthropoda, Branchiopoda, Diplostraca, Daphniidae. The coding region runs from base 192 to 1802 and encodes 536 amino acids. The transcript has 5 exons.
UAUCCGGCAUGGUUGCAAUAAAUGGAUGGCAUGGUUGCUUUCAUCAUGGUUGCAUAAACUUCUGCCAAGCCCUGUUCCAUGCGUUGCUAUGAAGAAUUGCACGUGUUUGUUUUAAAAUCUGAGGUAUCAUUUAAUCGUUAAAAUUUACUAGACGUAGGUAUUCGUUUGCCUUUAAAGAACUGCCGUGAGAAAUGGCAAGUAACGACGACGACAACGACGAUUUCGUCACGUGUGGCGUUUGUUUGUGGGAGUAUGACGAGGAAAUUAGGAAACCAAAAUUCUUGCCAUGUUCGCAUACUGUAUGUCUUCUUUGUCUUCAGGGGAUAGUGCAAGGUACCACUAUUAAGUCCAUUACAUGCCCCUUUUGCCGUAAUGUUGCUUCCAAAGAUAUCUCCGACUGUUCAAAGUGGAUACUGCCGAACAAUACCUAUGCACUUCAAAUGCUUAAACUUAACAAGCGAUCAGCUGUUCCAGAUCCAAUUGAUCUCAUGUAUCCCCAGAUGAAAAACAAAAAUCUUGAUGCUCUUUUAAAAUUAAAAGAAGAGUUACUGGAAAUCAAGGACACUGGAAUGAGCAAAUUAGCACUGGCUAUUCAGACGCGUAAGAAAGUUCAAGAAGAAAUGGACCUCAUUAUUGAAGCCAUCAAUGUUGCAGGAGAAGAAGCCAAAAAAUGUCAAGAAGAUAAUGAUCUUAGUCUGGCGGAAAUGGUCUCAGUCUGGGAAGAAUAUGAAUCGUCAGAUACUGAUCAAGAAACAGAAGCACAAAAUGGUCAAAAAAGGGACAUGGUUUUGUCCGAGUUGAUGUCACUAGUAGAAGGUUCCACAUCCACCGAUUCCGUCGACACACUGAAAAAGAAGAUGACGGAAUCGUUUGAAGUAUACAAACAAAAACUUGACGAAGCAACUGCGGUAGCUUCAGAGUACGAACGAAGACGGAAAACGAAGAUUCAAGUUCUUUUGUACGAUGAAAACGAUCGCCCUACAUCGACGCACCCCAUUUUAAAGAGCGGGUUUCGUUUCCUACCCAUCAGCCCUUCAUUAAAUGGUCCUUUAUGCCAACAAGAUUCAAAGUUGCUCUCUCAUGCUGUUUUCUGGUUUUUGGAGCGGCAGAAGAACUCAAUGGAAGAAGACCUUCCAUCGGCAGUGUGUGAUUCCAAAUCUUCGGCAGUCGUCACUUGUCCCUCUGCCACUGUUGUCAGCACUGUGCAAGCAUUGCCGACAUCAUUGCCUCCUAGACUGCCAUCCAAGAGCAAUAGAUUCGUCAUGGGCCAGUUUUCCAUCUUCAUCCUGAAAUUAUACAAGUCGGGUACUUUCCAAGGCGAAAUCCAUGUCCGCCCUUUGCCUGCGUUUCAUCCCGAGUUUGUUCAGCAAUUGGGAGAAUUUUGCUUCGAAUCGCCAAAGAAUUUUGGAAGUUAUAUUGACAAAGCGAUUCCUGGAGUAUUUAUAUCGUUCUCAUUGACGACUGAUUACCACCCGGGUUUCCAUCCUGUGGUUCCCAGUAUGUUUGAUUCCAAUUCGAAGAAGACGGGAACAGCAGACUCGAACACUACCAUUGGAGUCGCAAUGGUUGAAAAUGAACUUGGAUACAAAGUUGUUACUGGCUGGAACUUUAUCAUUCCGCUGAAAGACUGGCACAAUCCCAAAUGUGCAGUGGCUCCUGCGGUGACAAACAACGAGCUCUUUGGCCACAUCGUUCGAUGCACUACCAAAGGAUCCGUAACUAUCAUGAGCCAGUCUAGCAAGUCUGAACGGGGCAGCUAUUCGUUGACCAUAGAAUCCGCUAACAAAUCUCCCGACAAGUAGAGUUCGUGAUCUGAAUUAUGCAUCGAAAAGAAGUUUUAAUUUAUGUUUUUUUUGGGUACUUUUGUUUUUGUUUUCAUAGAGAGAAUGAACUCUUUAUGACUUAAAUAUAGCCUGAUAAUUAGUACUUGAAGACAAAUAAACAAUAAACUAAGAAAAAUAGUGACAAAUUCAGAA